Messenger RNA from Pogona vitticeps (central bearded dragon), 4074 nucleotides. The record is from RefSeq and is a predicted model, not a curated record. NCBI's taxonomy places the organism in Eukaryota, Metazoa, Chordata, Lepidosauria, Squamata, Agamidae.
AGGUGCAAGAGGGAGGCAUGUGCAACAGGAAUUUCGUGGCCAAGGUGAUGGAGGACAGGAUCCUGGUGCCCCCCAUCCCAGCCCUCGGCUGGGCUGCUCCAGGAUGCCAGGUUGUGGUGAAGGAGGAACCGGAGGAGGAGCUGCCUAUUGCGUGCCCUUUGCAAAGCCCGGUCGAGACGGAGGGGGAGGCACCGCUUGGCCCCAUGGCAGGGAUCAAGCCAGACACGGCCAUCAAGACAGAGUCCCAGGAGGAUUCCUACGGGGAAGGGCCCUGGGAGUCGAGUGACGGAGAAUCUGGCGAUGACGAUGACACGGACGCCUCCGACACCAAGCCCGAUGUCAUUGUGAAGAUGGAGCCAGAUGAUGAAGAGGAGGAGUUUGGGGGCCCCAGGGGUGGCUGCAGGGAGUUGCACCAGGGCGCCUUGGAGGCGGGAGGCGUGCUGAUGGGCCUGGAGGAGUUCCAGCCAGGCAGCCGAGUGGCCCCGUCCCAGAGUUCUCUGAAGAGCAGAAGCCUCAACAACUGGUCGGCGCCAAGGACAGGCCCAGGCACCCAGGCGGCCACGGCGCAGAUGCCGGAGAGGAGGGGGCAGGCUGCUCCUGGAGGGUCCAGGGAUGCUGGGGAGGAGCUCCCCCAGCCCCCGCCUGGCACCCUGGAAGUGGGCAGCCGCCCCCCCAAGAGCCAUGCUGCCGAGCGGCCUUUUGCCUGCAGCGUGUGUGGGAAGCGGUUCCAGCACCGGGGCAACCUGAUCACCCACCUGCGGGUGCACACAGGGGAGAAGCCGUUCCCUUGCACAGAGUGUGGCAAGAGCUUCAGCCAGAAGGGCGACCUGAUGCGCCACCUGCGCAUCCACACGGGGGAGAAGCCCUUUGAGUGCACCGUCUGCGGCAAGAGCUUCUGCUCCAAGCAGACCUUCAUCCUCCACCAGCGCAUCCACACGGGGGAGAAGCCCUUCUCGUGCGAGGAGUGCGGGAAGAGCUUCAACCGCAAGGCCAACUUCGUCACCCACCAGAAGAUCCACCGGGGGGAGCGGCCCUUCGUCUGCGGCGAGUGCGGCAAGGGCUUCUGCGCCAAGAAGACCUUCAUCCUCCACCAGAAGAUCCAUGUGGGCGAGCGGCCCUUCGGCUGCUCCGAGUGCGGGAAGAGCUUCAGCCGCAACGGGGACCUCACCCGCCACCAGCGCAUCCACACCGGGGAGCGGCCCUUCGCCUGCGCCGACUGUGGGAAGUGCUUCAGCCACAACGGGGAGCUGAUCAAGCACCAGCGCAUCCACACGGGGGAGAAGCCCUUCUCCUGCCUGGAGUGUGGGAAGAGCUUCAACCGCAAGGGCACCCUUGUCACCCACCAGCGCAUCCACACGGGCGAGCGGCCCUUCGUCUGCGGCGAGUGCGGCAAGACCUUCAACCUCAAGACCACCCUGAUGAAGCACCGGCGCAUCCACACCGGGGAGCGCCCCUUCCCCUGCCUGGAGUGCGGCAAGAGCUUCAAGUACAAGGGGAACCUGCGCACCCACCACCUCACCCACACCGUGGAGCGGGUCCACCCAUGCACCGAGUGCGGCGCCAUCUUCAGCCAGCGGAAGGAGCUGAAGGCCCACCAGGCAGCCCACGCCGAACCCCGGCUGCUGCCCUGCUACGGGGCAGGCUGCGGCGAGGACGGGAGCCCCUUCCUCCGCGUGCACCCCCUCCUGCUCUCCUGCUCCCCCCUCCAGGCGCCCCUGGUGGAAGCCCUGCCCCAUUUCAAGCAGGAGGCCAGCUGCAAAGCGGUGGAACUGGGGGAUGCGGACCCGUAGUGGGGGAGGAAAGAGGCACUCUUUGACUUGACCCCUGAGAGGCCAGCCGGACAGGGAACUGAGGAACCGUGUGCCCCGGGAAGCAACGGGGCCACCGCAGCCCAUGGAUGCGCGCACGGGCCUGUGCGGCUGAAGCCAAGGAAAGGCUCCUGGUUCCUGGAACGUGAGCGUGGUGGGGCUGGGCCCACAGGUCUCUCCUGCUGGUUGAAGCCCAGGCCUGAGAUGGAGUGGGAACCCGAGGGCUGGGACCCCACUGCACCUGACGGAUCGUUCUCACUUCUCAGACUUGCUAGUCUGACACGGAGGCCUCUGGACUGCGCCAGAGGGAGAAGGUUCCGCACUCGUGAAUAGGUUAGCAUACCAGGCACUUCACCCACUGGUCCGGGGGGGGUGGUGGUAUCUGUCCUAAAGCCAGUGGUUGUUUGGAGGGAACAGAGCAGAUCAUCGGGUGUUUAUGAAGGACAAUAAAUUGACAUCCUUGUUAAAGGUCCUGUUUAGAUUUUUAAAACAUGGGAACACCAGCAAAGAUCAUUUCCGCAUUCUGUUUUUUUUAAUAAUGCGAAACAUUAAAAACAAUAAAUCAGAUUUAAGGGGUGCAAUGUAGAACGUAACGUUGCAGAUCCAACACAAGACCAAAAUGAUGGAUGCAGGACAAGACCCAGGUCGUCAGAAGGAGAAAUGACCCCCCCCACAGCCCCUUCCCCCUUGAUACUAUGAUGUUUAACGUCACUAGAAAAAAAUAAACCCUUGGGGAGGCGGAGGAGAAAAGGUGGGACAUGUUUGGACAAGCAGGAUAGGAGUCUUCCUGUCUCCGGGGGCUGGGGAGGGGGAGGUUGGGAGAGAAGAUGCUCACCCAGGGGGUGGGCACAUGGGUCCAGUGGGUGCCCAAGAUGAGUAGGAAGGGAUACCUUCCUGGGGGGGGAGGGUGUUCCAGCGAUGGGUUCAAGGCAGGCUGCCUUUGGAGCUUAUUUCCAGGGGACGAGGGCGCCUCCUCCUGGUCCCUUCCACGCAGGUCCUUCUUUUUGCUCUCUGAGCUGAGUGCCAACCUUCUUCUGGGACCAAGUUAAAGGCAUGCGGGUUGUUUGUGGUUUUUUUCUUUAUAUUUUUUUAACCUUUAAAGCCCUCACUGUCUUGGGUCCAGGCUUGUGGAAGGAUCCCUUCUGACUCGGUUUCUUCAGGCAGGAAGACCAAGCCCUGCGGGAGAAGGAAAAGGUUGGCCCGUCCCCUUUGGUGGCCUUAAAGCCGGGGCUCCCAUCUUGACCUGGGGGCCCCAUGGCUCAGCCAAGAGGUAGUCUUCCGGGGGUGGCCUUGGGGCUGCCGUGGGGUCCCAUUUAUCGGCCACCUGGUGGCACCGAAGAUCCUGGUGGUGGUGGGGGUGGCAGGAGGAGGACCUGGGGAUAAAGAAAGAGGCCCGGGGGCUGGAGGGCGCCAGGGCCUGGGAAGUCUCCUCGUGCGGUCCUGUUGAAUCUGUUUAAAGGCCUCCUUCCCUUCUUCCGCUGAGGCCCCACUUCCAACAUCGGGCGGGGGGGGCAGUUCCUCCAUGCAGUUUUAGGAAGUCCAUCGUGCCCAUGGCCAAGCAGGCGCCGUUCCCCAGGCAGCCAGUGUUCCUGUCUGAAGCGAAUGCCGUCCUUGGCGCUCUUCCCUGUCUUCCCUCUCGCCCCACGGGGUCCAGCCCUGCAGCUUCGGGUGACAGGCUGCGUUGCUCUCGGAACGGAUCUUGACAUCCAUGCACGUCUCCUUCCCAGCGGAGUCUCUUCCACCAUGGAGUUGAUUUCUACCAUAAGAACAUCGCAAGGAUGAGGUUGCAGAGCGAACGCCUGUUUUCUGCUGCUUCAUCAGCCACUCUGGUGGGAAACCCCAUUUUCUCCACAGGCCUCGGCUGUCGGGCCGCCUCCCGCUUUCUCCAUGCAUUUCCUCACUCCCACUGCCUGCCCCCUGGUCCAGCUUGUCCCCCUCCUCCCAGGUCCUCCUCAACAGACCCUCCAUCUGCCCUUUCAGAAAGCGUUCCCAGCGCUCCUUCUCCGGCAGGGGCAGCUGACCUUCCCAUUAGCCAGGGCAAAGAUGCCAUGAUGCCCUCGCCUCCGUGGCCUGGCGCGGGUGGACACUAGAGGGGCUAGAGGGGAGUACUUCAAGGUGGCCGGACACGCUGGCCGUGGCUAACCGGGCACAACCUUUUAUCAGGCAAUGCCAAGUCAUGUUCUGGCCUGGGAGUAAAACUGCCCGACCAUCACUACGUGCAAAAUGUUCUGAACAGAGGGAGGGAGGGAAGGAAGGAACGAUCUCC